AUGUAUCACGAGCAGGGCUGCGAUGUUAUGGUCACGGGCCACUCUCUCGGAGGAUACCUCGCUGAAGUCGUUGCCACUUCACUAGGCCUUGCUGGUGCUGGUUUCUGCGCGCCCGGCCCGGGCUUUCACAACGGUGAAGGAGACGGCAGGGGCUUCGUCACGAUCAACCACGAGGCUGACGUCAUCGGGAAUCACAAUCAUGAUUUCCACGUGCAGCCGCCCGUGUACAUCGUAGACGGUGGCCUGCUCGUUCUGCCUUGGACUGCGCAUUCCAUGGCCGAAAUGGCUCAACAUGUGCUUAAACGCGAG
Molecule: messenger RNA, 309 nt
Organism: Symbiodinium pilosum
Lineage: Eukaryota; Dinophyceae; Suessiales; Symbiodiniaceae
Source: the annotation of a GenBank genome assembly